Molecule: messenger RNA, 225 nt
Organism: Ambispora gerdemannii
Lineage: Eukaryota; Fungi; Glomeromycota; Glomeromycetes; Archaeosporales; Ambisporaceae
Source: the annotation of a GenBank genome assembly
AUGGCGACCAAAGUUCAAAAGAUUAUGGUGCAGCCUAUUAACUUGAUUUUCAAGUAUCUUCAAAAUAAAACCCGUGUACAAAUCUGGUUGUAUGAACAAGUAGAUUUACGAAUCGAAGGACAAAUUAUUGGAUUUGACGAAUUUAUGAACUUGGUACUUGACAGUGCAGAAGAAGUUAAUGCGAAAAAGAAGACGCGGAAAGGAUUAGGUUUAUAUUUUGAUUGA